Messenger RNA from Hordeum vulgare subsp. vulgare (domesticated barley), 2700 nucleotides. Its product is annotated as F-box/FBD/LRR-repeat protein At1g13570-like. Bases 158 to 1612 code for a protein of 484 amino acids. Lineage: Eukaryota; Viridiplantae; Streptophyta; Magnoliopsida; Poales; Poaceae. The record is from RefSeq and is a predicted model, not a curated record. The transcript is spliced from 3 exons. Gene Ontology annotation, molecular function: protein binding.
GGUCACACACACCUCACUCCUCAUUCCUCGCUCGCCUCUCCGCCCGAAACCCUAGCCGGGCUCCUCGUGCUCUGCACUCCUCAUUCCUCGCUCGCCUCUCCGCCCGAAACCCUAGCCGGGCUCCUCGUGCUCCGCCUUCCUCCCGCCGACGCCGGCCAUGGACGCGGAGCAGCACCUUCCGUACAUCUACACCUGCCUCCCCGACCCGCCAGUCUACCACACCGCCCGCCUCGCCACCCGCCGUGCCGCCCCCAACCACGGCGUCGACCACAUCAGCGGCCUCUCCGACGCGCUCCUCCACGACAUCGUCUCCCGCCUCCCCUUCAAGGAUGCCGCGCGCACCGCCGUGCUCGCCACACGCUGGCGUCGGGUCUGGCUCUCGGCCCCGCUCGUGGUCGUCGACAACCACCUCCUGGACCACUGGCCCCCGGCUCGCGCCGACACGCGGGCCGUCACCGCCGCGGUGUCGAGUGCCCUCGCGGCGCACCCUGGGCCCUUCCGCUGCGUCUACCUCGUCUCCAGCCACAUGGACGGGUACCAGGCCCAGCUCAAGCGCUGGCUCCGUCUCCUCGCGGCCAAGGGCGUCCAGGAGCUGGUCCUCGUUAACCGCCCUUGCCCGCGCGAGGUGCCUCUCCCCAGCACGCUCUUCCGCAUCGCCACCCUCACCCGCCUCUACGUCGGCGUCUGGAAGUUCCCAGACGCGGCCUGCCUCGGCGACGCCUCCUUCCCCAACCUCCGCGAGCUCGGCAUCUUCAGCGUCGCCAUGGAGAACGGGGACAUCGAAGCCGUCGUCGCCAGGAGCCCCAUUCUGGAGAUCCUCAACAUUCAAGGGGGCGUGAAGGGGUUGGGUCUCCACCUCAUCAGCCAGAGCCUCCGGUGCGUGCAGGUCUGCGAUUCCGUGAUAGAGAACAUUGUUGUGGUGGACACCCCGCGUCUCGAGCGGCUCAUCCUGUACAAGGUCCGGGGAUCUCUCAACCCUGCCAGUGUCCUGCGGACCGGGAUCAAAAUUGGCAAUGCCCCCAAGCUGGAUGUGUUCGGGUACCUGGAGCCAAGAAAGUACGUGCUUCAGGCCGGAGACGCCAUCAUCAUGCCUGGGAUGAAGCCAACCGCAAGCACUAUGUUUACAAGCGUGACUAUCCUGAGCCUGAAUGUUCGUUUUGGAGCCCACGAUGAUGCCAAUAUGGUGGCCACCUUCCUGAAAUGCUUUCCCAACGCAUCGAGCCUGCAUAUCAGGUGUGAACAAUGUGAUGAACCCACUGGCAAGUUCGAACCUAAGUUCUGGGAGGAGGUUGGUCCCAUCGUGAGUGUCAUGUUGCGCAUAGGGGUGAUGACUAUCCGUGAAUUCAGAGGGGGGGAUGGCGAGAUGGCUUUUCUAAAGUACUUCUUCACGAACGCGAUGACGCUGAAGUAUGCGGCGAUCAUCUUCCCCAAUCCAAGCGUCUCUUCAAUUUCAAAGAACUAUGCAUGCUCCAAAAUAAGCUAUCUGACUUCUCUGAAGUGGGCCACUAAAGGCUGCGUAUUCAUGGUGUAUGGGAGUUCAGAUCCUGAAGGAGGCAGACCAUGGUGCUUCAAGACCGGGGCAGAGUUUUCGCGUGAUCCUUUCUCGUGGUAAAGUCAAAAAGCUCCAACAUAUCUGAUCGUCCAAAGCUUAAUGUAUAUGUGGGAGUGCGCGCUUGGUGUUAAUCGUUUGCAACAUGGUACAAGGUAUCGUUUUGGUUCGUAUUCAUCAUCAGCGAAGUGUUGAGGUUAGUAUAGUUAGUAGUGGUGCUGGUGUGCUACUGUUGAUGAGGAAUCAGACAAUCAGUACUCUCCCAAUGCAUGUGUUUUGUUCAAGUAGAUGAAUGCUGCUUUACCAUCUGAUGGGUUUAUCUUGGUGGUGAUGGUUGCCUGAUAAGGCAUGUAAGUGAUGAAUGGUGCAAACUAACCUCAUUGCCUGAUGUGCUGGAUGUUGAACUCUUAGAUCUGGCUGCUGGCGAGUUCUGGUCUUUCAUAUCAGAAAUCUAUAUGGAUUGGCGUAGUUGUCCUUGGAUAUCUAGAUCAGAUUGGUUCCGAUCGCGUGCUAUCGUAUUUUCAGCCAACAUGGCCUUAAGAGGACUCGACGCAAAGUUUUGCUUUUUUUAUUGGUGUCAUAAGACAUGUCUACGUCAAGUUUCUCAUGGCAUUGAUAGUGGCGGGGAAAGUCACUGGCUACGAUUAGAGGUCUUGAAGCUUGAGUGAAAAGGAAUAUUGAAUGUGAUGAAGAUUGUGUGCCAGAUGUAUGGUGCUCGGUUUUCAGCGACCUUUGGCAAGCGGAGGCGACAACACUGAAGGACUGCAUUUUUGGUGGUGCUCCUCGAGUACUCGAUUCUCAGGGUGAAAAUCUAAGCUCUGGCCUUUAUUGGUUGUACCUGACAAUGACCUUGUUGAAGGCAUUAUUUUGGAUGAAUUAGGAGUUUCUGCGGGGUGAAAACCGAAGAUCUUCAAUCGAGCAACGACAGUGCUUGUGCAUUGUUUUCUUAUUGAAGAUGUUGCUUUUGAAGAAACUUUUUUGUAUUUAGGGUGUUGUCUUUGAUGAUGGUUAGAAUGUUGUUGCUACUAGUUAUUGUUCACCGUGACGGGGUUGUUUUUCUUUCUUUUCUUCUUUUUAUUUUUCUUUUUGAUUGUGUGUAUUCUUAAUGCUUUUAAACAUUUUGUUGAUAUAGAGAUCGGAUGUAAUUGAUA